This is a messenger RNA of Eremothecium cymbalariae DBVPG#7215, 2007 nucleotides long. It is a transcript of the gene HDA2, whose product is annotated as Hda2p. Lineage: Eukaryota; Fungi; Ascomycota; Saccharomycetes; Saccharomycetales; Saccharomycetaceae. Gene Ontology annotation, cellular component: HDA1 complex. The record is from RefSeq and is a predicted model, not a curated record. The transcript has a single exon. The coding region runs from base 1 to 2007 and encodes 668 amino acids.
AUGAAUUUACAUGACAGUGGUUCUCAAGUGUAUUAUAUGCCGGUGGGACUUACGGAAUUACAAAAGGACUUAAUUGAAAUUUUAAUCUGCAUGCAUGCGGAGAGCUUCCUUGAAGAAUAUAGUCCAGAAGCUGUUGAAAGGUUAUUAAAGGGAGGAUAUGAACGGAAUGGGGUUGAUGAGAAAAUGGAGCUGACCAUGGCUGCAUUGACGCCAACGCAAAUGAACAUGCUUUUACUGCAGAAUAUCCGGGCUGUCGCCAAUCAUCCAUGCUUACUUGUUGAUCACUAUAUGCCUAGAAAAUUUCUGUUGAUGGAACCUGGUCAGGAGCUUAUAUCUACAAGCGAUAAGUUUAAAAUCCUGGACCAGUUGGUGGAGUUGAUCUUAUGCAGAGAUAAUCGCGAUAGACCUUUGCAGUUGGCGGUUAUUUCUCAUUCGGUGAAGGAAUUGGACCUAAUAGAGGGAUUUAUGUUGGGGAAAUUAGUGAAACUUAAGCGAUUAUCUGGCACUAGUUUAUUUGAUGAGAAGCAUCAGUAUGCUGUGAAGGUGGGUACACGAACAAACGCAGGCGGGGAUGGUACAAACAACAACUAUAAUACGGUUUACAAGGACAACUCGCCGUCUAGCGUUGAAGGUAAAUUAUCUUCUCGUGCUGGUAUAUCAUCCACUAACGUUGCUGGUUUAAAAGAUGACUAUGAUUACCAACACAGCAAGAAAUUUUCUUUAUUGUCAAAUCUGCGUAACCGCGAUUCCUAUAUUGAGGAUAAGGACUGGUUAUUUUUGGCCACUGCUACACAUUUGACUCACUGUGAGGACUUGUUUGAAAAUUAUGAUCUGGAUAUAAUAAUAAGCUUUGAUCCAAUGCUCAAUGAGAUGCUUCCUUCGGUAUACAAUGUUAGGAAUGGGCCAAAAAGUGUACCGCUAAUCAAACUACUUGUGCAAAAUUCCCCCGAGCAUUUCAUGUUAGCAACACAACAUAAAUUUGAUUAUGGGCAGGAUGAUCUUCAUGAAGCGUUAGCGCACUUUAUAAGACAUAGAAACAAUUACAAAGACUACGAAGGAAUAAGCACAUGUAGGUUGAAGGAGUUUGUGGCUAGCUUGCUCUCCUCGGGGAAUAUUUCAAUGGCGUUGGCAGACACCCAGCUCUCCCAGGAUAAUUGUACAGCUGAUAUCGUUGAGUCUCUGCUACAGAGGUCCAUUUUAAUGAACUUGCAACACACGGAUUACACAUUACCACAACAUCAUGGAGAAUUUGACACCAAAUGUUAUCAAGCGAAGUUGAAGAAAUUAAUAGUAACAAGACUUGAAGCCUGCCAGAGGGAACAUCAGCUCAAACAAUCCCAUAUUUUAGAGAAACGGAUGGAUGAAACAGAAAAGCUAAACGCCUUAGAUGGGGUGAUAUUCGAAGCAGAGAACGCUUAUCGAGCCUUGAAUGAGGACAAAACGCCCCUUACUGAUUCAGAAAAGAGGGUACAAAGGACACAAGAUGAGCUCCAAAGACUUACAGAGAAAUUUGAUAUGUUAAACGCGCGAAAAAAUGAACUCGAAGAGUUACUGUCCUCAAAUAGCUUAGAUAGCAAAAUAGAAGAAAAGAAAGCUAAGCUAAAUUCGCUGCAGUCCCAAUUAAAACCCUUAUAUGAAGAAAACGCUCGCAGGACCAAUAGAAAUGACGCUUUAAGAAUGGACUACCAAAAAAAAUCCUCUGAAGCUGCAAACCUUUCAAUGAUCUUAAAAACUCUGCGAGAAAGGAAAGAAACGCUUGCCAAAGAACUCAAAGGCCCCGCUACACAAUGGAUGGCUCUCUCAGCCACGCAGGAAGAAAGCCGCCUGCACGAAGAGCUGACUCAGCUGAAGCAACAACGCCAAUUCCUUUCUCGAUACGUUGAAAAGAUGAAGACUCAAUACGAGAUCACGGACCUCGAAGAAAUAAGCAGAAUACAAAACAACAAAAACAAUACCACUGUCGGCCGCGUCAGAACAACAAGAGCUACUUCGCCAACAUACACUUAG